Molecule: messenger RNA, 2143 nt
Organism: Symphalangus syndactylus (siamang)
Lineage: Eukaryota; Metazoa; Chordata; Mammalia; Primates; Hylobatidae
Gene: HSD11B2
Product: hydroxysteroid 11-beta dehydrogenase 2
Biological process (GO): glucocorticoid metabolic process
Cellular component (GO): intracellular membrane-bounded organelle
Molecular function (GO): 11-beta-hydroxysteroid dehydrogenase (NAD+) activity
Source: RefSeq, a predicted model, not a curated record
CUAGACUCUCUCUCUCCCCGCUCCCCGGCCCGGCCCCCGCCCCGCCCCGCCCCAGCCCGCUGGGCCGCCAUGGAGCGCUGGCCUUGGCCGUCGGGCGGCGCCUGGCUGCUCGUGGCUGCCCGCGCGCUGCUGCAGCUGCUGCGCUCAGACCUGCGUCUGGGCCGCCCGCUGCUGGCGGCGCUGGCGCUGCUGGCCGCCCUCGACUGGCUGUGCCAGCGCCUGCUGCCCCCGCCGGCCGCACUCGCCGUGCUGGCCGCCGCCGGCUGGAUCGCGUUGUCCCGCCUGGCGCGCCCGCAGCGCCUGCCGGUGGCCACUCGCGCGGUGCUCAUCACCGGCUGUGACUCUGGUUUUGGCAAGGAGACGGCCAAGAAACUGGACUCCAUGGGCUUCACGGUGCUGGCCACCGUAUUGGAGUUGAACAGCCCCGGUGCCAUCGAGCUGCGUACCUGCUGCUCCCCUCGCCUAAAGCUGCUGCAGAUGGACCUGACCAAACCAGGAGACAUUAGCCGCGUGCUAGAGUUCACCAAGGCCCACACCACCAGCACCGGCCUGUGGGGCCUGGUCAACAACGCAGGCCACAAUGAUGUAGUUGCUGAUGCGGAGCUGUCUCCAGUGGCCACUUUCCGUAGCUGCAUGGAGGUGAAUUUCUUUGGCGCACUUGAGCUGACCAAGGGCCUCCUGCCCCUGCUGCGCAGCUCAAGGGGCCGCAUCGUGACUGUGGGCAGCCCAGCGGGGGACAUGCCAUAUCCAUGCUUGGGGGCCUAUGGAACCUCCAAAGCGGCUGUGGCGCUACUCAUGGACACAUUCAGCUGUGAACUCCUUCCCUGGGGGGUCAAGGUCAGCAUCAUCCAGCCUGGCUGCUUCAAGACAGAGUCAGUGAGAAACGUGGGUCAGUGGGAAAAGCGCAAGCAAUUGCUGCUGGCUAACCUGCCUCAAGAGCUGCUGCAGGCCUACGGCAAGGACUACAUCGAGCACUUGCAUGGGCAGUUCCUGCGGUCACUACGCCUGGCCAUGUCCGACCUCAGCCCAGUUGUAGACGCCAUCACAGAUGCGCUGCUGGCAGCUCGGCCCCGCCGCCGCUAUUACCCUGGCCAGGGCCUGGGGCUCAUGUACUUCAUCCACUACUACCUGCCUGAGGGCCUGCGGCGACGCUUCCUGCAGGUCUUCUUCAUCAGUCACUGUCUGCCUCGAGCACUGCAGCCUGGCCAGCCUGGCGCUACCCCACCACAGGACGCAGCCCAGGACCCAAACCUGAGCCCCGGCCCUUCCCCAGCAGUGGCUCGGUGAGCCAUGUGCACCUAUGGCCCGGCCACUGCAGCACAGGAGGCCCCGCGAGCCCUUGGUUCCUCCCCGAAAACCCCCGGCAUUACGAUCCCCCAAGUCUGUCCUGGACCCUGGCCUAAAGAAUCCCACCCCCCAGGCCAGGCGCGGUGGCUCACGCUUGUAAUCCCAGCGCUUUGGGAGGCCGAGGCAGGCGGAUCAGGAGGUCAGGAGAUCGAGACCACGGUGAAACCCCGUCUCUACUAAAAAUACAAAAAAUUAGCUGGGCGUGGUGGCAGGCGCCUGUAGUCCCAGCUACUCGGAGAGGCUGAGGCAGGAGAAUGGCAUGAACCCGGGAGGCAGAGCUUGCACUGAGCCGAGAUUGCGCCACUACACUCCAGCCUGGGCGACAGAGCGAGACUCCGUCUUAAAAAAAAAAAAAAAAAGAAUCCCACCCCCACUUCACGCCCACUGCCGAUGCCCAAUCCAGGCCCGGUGAGGCCAAGGUUUCCCAGUGAGCCUCUGCGCCUCUCCACUGCUUCAUGAGCCCAAACAGACCCUCCUGGCACGACGCUCUACCCUGAAGCUUGGAGAACUCCGCUGGAUGGGGAGUCUCAUGCAAGACUUCACUGCAGCCUUUCACAGGACUCUGCAGAUAGUGCCUCUGCAAACUAAGGAGUGACUGGGUGGGUUGGGGACCCCCUCAGGAUUGUUUCUCGGCACCAGUGCCUCAGUGCUGCAAUUGAGGGCUAAAUCCCAAGUGUCUCUUGACUGGCUCAAGAAUUAGGGCCCCAACUACACCUCCCCAAGCCACAGGGAAGCAUGUACUGUACUUCCCAGUUGCCACAUUUUAAAUAAAGACAAAUUUUUAUUUCUUCUAAAA